AUGGAUUCAACAACCGCGGCUCGACGUCGCCGCCGUAGACGCGUUGCCGAUGAGAACCGGAAACGUGCACCACGAGCGUGCGAUCGAUGCAAGGCUCGGAAAAGCAAGUGCAUUGAGUCGAGUCCAGGCAUUUGCCAAAGAUGUGAAGCUGGUCAGCUUAGUUGUCGCUUUGACAAGUUGUCUCCGCGACAAAGUCAAAGCCCGAUGCCCACUGGAGAUGCGACAAUUACUGCCGUAGCUGCCUCGUCUCAAACAGGAGCAACGCCCCAGGAGAACAUUUCCAUAGAAAGCCACCAGACUGAAAGCAUACUAUGGCCCCGAUUCCUGACAAGACUACGCGAAGCCUUUUCUUUGGACCCGAUAUCAGGCCCAGAAGAGCAGGAUAUGGUCAAUCUGCAGGCUAACAUCACGCGACCAAGUAACCCAUCGCUGGUAGAACAAGCCCGUUUGAAGAAGAUUGUUGACUCAUUUCCUCCCCGCUCCAUCGCCGAGUUUCUUGUCCAUGUCUGCAUCAGACGAGGCACUGACGCCUUCUUCUACUUCGACCAAGCCCAGCUCAUUCAUGAGAUUGAGCAAUUUUACACCAACCAAACAUGCCCGUUGAGGUCCGACCCCAGCUUCAUUUGUCUCGCAUUGACGAUCUUCGCACUUGGUAGCCACUGGACCCCUUUGGAGCGACCCGGCCAUUCACGAAUUGAUGAACACGAUCCCGGACGGCUCUUCUUUGAGCAAGCUAAGGUCCUUGUUCCGGAUAUAAUCGAGCUUCCAGGCCUCAGAUCUAUCCAAGUAUGCUUGAUACUCGGUGUCUAUCUCAUGCCACAGAAUGCAGUUGGGUCGUCUUAUGUCUACACGGGAAUGGCUUUGAGGAAGGCUCUGGCAUUUGACCUACACCAGGAUUCUGACGACCAAGCAAUGGAUGCGCGAGAAAGAGAAGUUCGUCGUCGCUUGUGGUGGUCGAUAUACUCGCUUGAAAGGUGCUCGACAAUAAAGCUCAACAGGCCACGAUCUGUGGCACCUGAGAUCAUUACGGCCCCAUUACCGACUAUUCUGCCAGAUUUUGACAACGCCCAAAAGUUCAAUAAUGUCCUUCUUCAAAUUGCCUUCGCGCGUCUCAUAUCCAUUUUGGACAAAGUGGCUGACUGGGAGUCAACAGUAACGAAUGCUCCACGCCAGGCAGAUACAGUGAAUUUGGAGAACCAGCUGAAAGAGUGGAAAGACUCGUUGCCUGAAGCCUUUGAUCUCGAGACAAUUCCACCCCAAGACUCACGCUAUCGCGCUGUCUUUCACAUCUGGCUCAACUAUUACUAUGCCUGGAUAGUGAUGGGUAAAAUGUCUCUCAUUACUGUUGUAAGAAUGACUCUUCGACGCCAUCUCGGAGAUGACUCAGAGCCAUGCAACAUUGAAGAAAAGGCUGAAAAGCUAUCAAAGUCCUGCGCAAAGGCUUCCAAAAAGCUGCUUCAACUAUUUGAGGACUUGAACCAAACAGGGUAUACCACACGAUUCUCAUUCACAGAUUUCCAAGGCUGCAGUAUCGCUACCAUCGUCACUCUCAUAGCAGGUAUCCUUGAUAGGGAUCCCGGAUACGAAAGACGCGUCAGAUUUGGUCUAGACUUCUUGCGCAGAAUGGCGACAGGGAACCCAAAUGCUCAAGUUGGUGUUCGGUUUGUCGAAGCACUUCGGUCCAUCUCGAACGAGGCGUGGGGUAAGCUUAGUCGGUCUAGGCAGCCUCCUACCAACGCGACUGACGAAGGGCUACAAUCAUCAGCGUACAAUGAAUGGGCCGAGUGGUUAUCAAACCAAGAACAGUCUCAGAGUACUAUCAACAGCGAAGUGAUUGGUGAAAGCGCCUUAGGUUCUGACCAGAAUACACAGGUACCUUCAGGUGCCGACGCAGAGUUCUGGUCUGCGGGACCUGAGGUCAUGGAAUGGAACUCACGCACUGAUGCGGUUCUGGAGCCACUAAUGCCACGUCUACCGGCUCCGCAGCCUCAGGCCGGAGAGCAGCAGCUCGAUCCGUUUGAGACGUAUCGCCUGUCGGCGACGUAUAAUGACGAUCAACCAUUCUUGAUGGGGCUCACGGGCUUUGAUGUCCUAGACUUUGCAGGUUAUCCUCCCGACCUGGCGCCAUGA
This is a messenger RNA of Fusarium subglutinans, 2130 nucleotides long. RefSeq names its product transcriptional regulatory. Gene Ontology annotation, molecular function: DNA binding; zinc ion binding; DNA-binding transcription factor activity, RNA polymerase II-specific. Gene Ontology annotation, biological process: DNA-templated transcription; regulation of DNA-templated transcription. Lineage: Eukaryota; Fungi; Ascomycota; Sordariomycetes; Hypocreales; Nectriaceae. The transcript is spliced from 7 exons. The record is from RefSeq and is a predicted model, not a curated record. The coding region runs from base 1 to 2130 and encodes 709 amino acids.